AUGGAAUUUACGCAAAUUUUUAUCUGUAAUCUAUUUGUUCUAGAAUUUGGCAAUUCUCCAAGAAAUGCAUUAGAAAAGUUGCGACUUGAUUUAUCUAAUUGGAUUAAAAAUAAUGGUGGUGGAUGGAAAGGAAGGGAUGCUGCACAGAGUAUUGGAAAAAAAUUUGUAACUGAUUUAACAAGUGCUUUAUGGUACAUUGAUAGUAGAUCUGUAGAAACUUUAAAUCAAAAAUUUAAAAUUCCUGUAAUCUUUGAUGAAUUUUUUGGAAGAUCACAACCAGAAAGUUAUAAAAGUGCAAGGCCAAAGUUUAAUUCUGAUGAAUUAAUUCAGCAAAACAAGAAAAUACUUAAUUAUGUUAAAUUAAGUUGGAUGUUGCAAAAUAGGUUUAAUUGGCUAAAAGAAUCAUUAUAUAAAUUUGGUGAAAUUCUAGCUAAAUACUCAGAAUAUUUAGAUCAUCAGCAAAUUCGAAGUAAAGAAAUCAAAAAUUCAUUAACUCCCAUAGUUAAUGAAAUAGAAGUAGGAUCAAUUGAAAUUUUUUCAGCAAAUAUUUGGCGUAAUUAA
Messenger RNA from Rhizophagus irregularis DAOM 181602=DAOM 197198, 561 nucleotides. RefSeq lists its product as uncharacterized. Lineage: Eukaryota; Fungi; Glomeromycota; Glomeromycetes; Glomerales; Glomeraceae. The record is from RefSeq and is a predicted model, not a curated record.